Manduca sexta (tobacco hornworm) is the source of this 3690-nucleotide messenger RNA. It is a transcript of the gene Cpr, whose product is annotated as NADPH--cytochrome P450 reductase. Gene Ontology annotation, molecular function: flavin adenine dinucleotide binding; FMN binding; NADPH-hemoprotein reductase activity. The transcript has 12 exons. Bases 335 to 2398 code for a protein of 687 amino acids. Lineage: Eukaryota; Metazoa; Arthropoda; Insecta; Lepidoptera; Sphingidae. The record is from RefSeq and is a predicted model, not a curated record. Gene Ontology annotation, cellular component: cytosol. Gene Ontology annotation, biological process: response to hormone.
CGUCCGCACGGGUUUCGGCUCUAGUCGGUUAUACUCGCGCCAGCCGUCGUGACAGGCGAUUGUGAAUCGCUAUUUGGCUUCGUUUAUUCCGGUUGUGUGGCUUGUGUUAUAGCAUUUUUUCAAUACCAAGUAUACCAAUCUACCUGUAGUCACGUACGUCAUUCACUCAGUGUCAAAGUGUUGUUGGGACGCUUUGGUAUAAAACAUUAUUUUGUUACCUUAUUCGGCGUUAGUUUAACAAUCGUCACGUAAAAUAACAAUUUUAAGUGACCUUGCGUGUUCGUAUUUAAAGUGAUUCCACUUAGGUAUUGCGCAUAAAGUGACAGACUGUAAAAUGUCAGAGAAUACACAAGAUGUUCUUAAAGAUGCUGCUACUGGUGCCGCUGCAGCAGCCGCCGUCGGUGGAUCCUUGUUUAGCACUUUUGAUAUAGUAGUGCUUAUAAUUUUAUUAGGCGGAACCAUUUGGUGGUUGUAUAACUCAAAGAAGGAAAAUAAGAAGGACGAGAUACUUCUCAGCAAAUAUUCAAUUCAAGCGGCGGGUUCGAUUCAAGUGACAGAAAACUCUUUUAUAAACAAACUAAAAUCUUCUGGAAGAAGUUUAGUUGUAUUUUAUGGCUCACAAACGGGUACUGCAGAGGAAUUCGCGGGACGACUGGCCAAGGAGGGGAUGCGGUACAAGAUGAAGGGCAUGGUCGCUGACCCGGAAGAAUGUGAUAUGGAAGAAUUGAUGAAAUUGCAAGAAAUUCCAAACUCUCUAGCUGUAUUUUGUAUGGCCACGUAUGGUGAAGGUGACCCUACUGAUAAUUCCAUGGAAUUUUAUGAGUGGAUAAAAAACGGAGACCCGGAUCUGACAGGAUUAAAUUAUGCCGUAUUUGGUUUGGGUAACAAAACUUACGAGCACUACAAUGCUGUCGCUAUAUACUUGGACAAGCGGCUUGAGGAACUCGGGGCUACAAGGGUGUUUGAGCUUGGGCUGGGAGAUGAUGAUGCAAAUAUUGAAGAUGAUUUCAUAACAUGGAAAGACAAGUUUUGGCCAGCGGUAUGUGAAAAAUACAACAUAGAGAGCACUGGUGAAGAAGAAUUAAUAAGACAGUUCCGUUUAGUUGUGCACGCUCCUGAUGAAAUACCACCAAACAAUGUGUUUACUGGCGAAAUAGCCAGGUUACACUCCUUGCAAGUACAAAGACCUCCCUAUGACGCGAAAAAUCCAUUCCUAGCUCAAAUCAAAGUGAACAGAGAACUCCACCAUGGUGGCGACAGGUCUUGUUUACAUGUGGAGCUUGACAUUUCAGAUUCCAAAAUGCGUUAUGAAGCUGGUGACCAUGUGGCCAUAUACCCUAUCAACGAUUCAAACCUGGUGGAAAGACUUGGAAACCUAACAGGCUCAAAUCUUGACGAGAUUUUCUCACUUAUCAACACUGACCAAGAAAGCACAAAGAAGAAUCCAUUCCCAUGCCCGACGUCUUACAGAACAGCUCUGUCGCACUACAUAGAAAUAACUGCAUUACCUCGCACGCACAUCCUUCGGGAACUUGCAGAGUAUUGUGCGGAUGAAAAAGAUAAACAACAACUGCUUCUGAUGGCAACUAACUCGCAAGAAGGGAAAGCCUUAUACCAGUCGUUUGUGGUGGACGCGUGUAGAAACAUUGUGCACAUAUUGGAGGAUCUUCCAUCUUGUAAACCACCUAUGGAUCACAUUUGUGAACUUUUACCGCGUUUGCAACCAAGAUAUUAUUCCAUUUCUUCGAGUCCUAAAUUGCAUCCUGAAACUGUCCACAUUACGGCAGUCGUAGUGCAGUACAAGACGCCGACCGGUCGCGUCAACAAGGGCGUUGCCACCACGUGGCUCGCCCAGCACAAGCCAGAGGAAGGAAAGCCGCUUCCGCGCGUCCCGGUUUAUAUUAGAAAAUCGCAGUUCAGGUUGCCAAUGCAGCCGCAGACGCCUAUUAUAAUGGUAGGGCCCGGAACAGGGCUGGCCCCGUUCCGUGGGUUCUUACAAGAGAGAGCGUUCGUGCGCGCUAACGGCAAGGAAGUUGGAGACAACAUUCUGUACUUCGGCUGUAGACAUCGAGACCAGGAUUAUAUUUACAAAGAGGAACUGGAAGAGUUUGAGAAAAACGGUGACGUUCAACUUAAAUUGGCGUUUUCACGUGAUCAAGCCCAUAAAAUUUACGUCACUCAUCUGUUAGAAAAGGAUUUGGAUCAAUUGUGGGAUAUAAUUGGCAAUAGAAAUGGACAUUUCUAUAUUUGCGGCGAUGCCAAGAACAUGGCCGUUGAUGUGAGAAAUAUAGUCCUAAAAGCAAUCCAAGAGAAAGGCGGACGCACAGAAUCGGAAGCUGUGCAGUUCCUCAAGAAAUUGGAGUCUAUGAAGAAAUAUUCCGCUGACGUUUGGAGUUAAAUUAUUUUCUGGACUUUCCGCUUAGCAAAAUUUUAAUCAUAGACAAUGUCGACUUGCAUGUGUACGCAUAAGAGCUAGGUUUGUGAUAAUAAGGUAAAAUGUUGGGCUCAAGCGGUACAAUAACUGUGUGUUAUGAAGUCCAACAUUUAAUUGGGUAUAUUAUCAAAAUCAAAUUACUAUACGUAAAGAAUACCUGUUUAACGCGAGUUUUAUUUAAAUAAAAGUAGAUAGUACAUACUGAUGACAGGGUUUGGUUGCAUAUAAAAGUUGUUACCUAUUUGUACAUUUGGUUUUUAUAAAAUUAAAUAUAUGUGUGUGAAAUUACUAUAGUAAUCAUGGGCAUAGCCACAGUGGGCAAGAAUGGUAUACAAAAGAAUUGCACGUAAUCUGAUUAAUAUUUACAAUGGAUUUUAUGAAUAGUCUCUGAAAAAUCAUUCCACCUCAUUCCUUGUUAUUCAUAUUAUUAUUUCGCCAUAGUAUAGUGUCCAAGGCUUCUUACGAGUAUAUGGAAUAUGUAUGGAAUACCUAACUAUUUACCUAGUAUAAAUAAAGGUGGAAGCGUUAAGUGUGAUGUGUGUGACGAUUGUGCCUUCUUUUAAAAAAUAUCAUUAAAAUAACGUACAUACCUUCUAUAUAGUCACAGAAGUGAAUUUCGUCGAAUUGAAUUUGGCAUACUUAGAAAAUGUAUAAUGACGAAAAAUUGCAGUAACAGGAAGUGAUCGAUUAAGGAAUUAUCGCUCAAUUAAUGAGCUUGAAAAUUUGCUCACGGAAUUGAGUCUGAACACCUAAUAUUGGUGUUCAAAUUAUGUUUUAAUGUUAAUAGUAAAUAUUUGAGUCACAAAAAAUCUGUCAUUAUUGCAAUAUAUAUUUAUAAAAAAAGUUUUAGUGUCAGAAUUUAGUUUAUGCAAUUUAUUGUGUAAUAUCAACGUAUCUAGCCCGUGUAAUCUACAGAAUAAGUCUUGAUUCACGUGAGCUGUUUAUGAGUGGGUGGUAGAUGCGAGACGAACCUUAUCCAAUCCCAAUGGAUAUAUCUGAAGGAAAGUGUAGUGAAAGGAACAUAGAUAUCAAUAUACCCUUGUUUUAAUACUAGACUGAGAUUACCUGUAGUAGUGCAUUACCCUAGAUAUACGCAUUAUAUCUUAAAAAGUCGUGGUUAUGCCCAUGAUAAUAUAAUUGUUAACAAAUUUUAAAUAUUGUAAGUGGACUGGGCAAUGGAUUAAACUGAUUACAUGUUUACAAUUGUAACUUUUAUAUUAUUAUUAUGUUUAUAAUAAAUAUUUUUGUGACUAUUA